Messenger RNA from Penicillium verhagenii, 192 nucleotides. RefSeq lists its product as uncharacterized. The record is from RefSeq and is a predicted model, not a curated record. NCBI's taxonomy places the organism in Eukaryota, Fungi, Ascomycota, Eurotiomycetes, Eurotiales, Aspergillaceae. Bases 1 to 192 code for a protein of 63 amino acids. The transcript has a single exon.
AUGUCUUCAUCUGAUGUCAGGAAGCCAGUUACGCUUGUCUCCUAUGAUUCAUGGCCUUCAUGGAUCGGCUACAUUGAGCGUGUCGCCGGCGGUGUACAAAUAUGGGAUGAAAUCGAUCCCUACUGGAUUCCCACCGCUGCCGAGCCAAUCAGAGGCCCUGAAAUACCGCGUAAGGUUACAGGACAGCCUUGA